Dacryopinax primogenitus is the source of this 1296-nucleotide messenger RNA. Its product is annotated as class III ADH enzyme. Gene Ontology annotation, molecular function: zinc ion binding; S-(hydroxymethyl)glutathione dehydrogenase [NAD(P)+] activity. Gene Ontology annotation, cellular component: cytosol. The transcript is spliced from 9 exons. NCBI's taxonomy places the organism in Eukaryota, Fungi, Basidiomycota, Dacrymycetes, Dacrymycetales, Dacrymycetaceae. Gene Ontology annotation, biological process: formaldehyde catabolic process. The record is from RefSeq and is a predicted model, not a curated record. Bases 40 to 1185 code for a protein of 381 amino acids.
GGCAGCUCACGACUUUGCUCUUAUCCAUUUCAUAUAAUCAUGUCUGAUACGACCGGAAAGACUAUCACUUGCCUCGCUGCCGUCGCUUGGGAACCUGGCAAGCCCGUCACGCUCGAGACUGUCGAAGUAGCUCCACCGAAAGCUCACGAAGUCCGCAUUCACAUCCUCCACACCGGUAUCUGCCACACCGAUGCGUACACCUUGAGCGGGCAGGAUUCCGAGGGUAAAUUCCCCUGCAUCCUGGGUCAUGAAGGUGGAGGUAUCGUCGAAUCCGUUGGCGAGGGUGUCACCGAUGUGAAGCCUGGCGACCAUGUUAUCCCCCUCUACACUGCAGAGUGCCGAGAGUGCGUGUACUGCAAGAGCGGAAAGAGCAACUUAUGCAUCAAAGUCCGAGCUACGCAAGGCCAGGGCGUCAUGCCCGAUGGCACACCGCGUUUCAAGUGCAAGGGCCAGGAUGUUUACCACUUCAUGGGUACCUCCACCUUCUCUCAAUACACCGUUGUGGCGGACGUCUCUGUCGUGGCAGUCAACCCCCAAGCUCCGCUAGACAAAGUAUGUCUUCUGGGCUGUGGUAUCACCACGGCAUGGGGUGCUGUCACCAAGCUUCCGGGCGUUGAGGGGAGCACAGUUGGCGUGUUCGGGUGUGGUUGUAUUGGGCUCGGUGUUCUGAAUGGCGCCCGCUUUAAGAAGGCAUCCCGGAUCAUUGCCAUUGACACCAAUCCGAAGAAGAAGGAGUGGGCUGAGAAGUUCGGUGCGACCGAGUUCGUCAACCCCACGGACUUGCCGGAAGGGAAGAGGAUCCAGGAUCACCUGGUCGAGAUCACAGAUGGUGGUCUCGACUUCACGUUCGAUUGCACCGGAAACGUCAAUGUCAUGCGCGCUGCUCUCGAGGCAUCCCACCGUGGUUGGGGUGUCAGCACCGUCAUCGGUGUUGCUGCCGCCGGCAAGGAGAUCUCCACUCGCCCCUUCCAGCUCGUCACUGGCCGCACAUGGCGUGGCACCGCUUUCGGCGGUAUCAAGGGUCGCACCGAGCUUCCGGGCCUGGUGGAAGACUACCUGGCAGGCAAGAUGAAGGUUGAUGAGUACGUCACUCAUCGUCGUGAGCUUAGGGAUCUGGCUGCGGGUUUCGAUGACAUGCAUGACGGCGAGUGUAUCCGCUGCGUUGUUGACAUGACGAAGGUGUAGACAUGUGAUGUGAGCAUGCAUCUGUCGUACCGAUAUUCGGGUUGAUGUUGAGGAAAACAAGAAUCAUUUCCCACUUGUGAAAUUAAAUAGCAAAUGGAAUAACAGUCUGAC